GCAAUUCAAUGCAAUUUAAUUAUUGUUUUCAUUUGUCUCGAUGUAUGAAAAAAGAAAUUUGUGGUGAGACAAAACAAAACAAUCGCGUUUGUCGCAAAUUCCAUUUAUGUCGAAAAAAGAAAAAAUGACAAAAUUGAAAAAUGCGACAAAUGAAAAUUAAAAAAAAAUUAUUUUAGAUGAGCUUUUCACAACUACAGAAGAAGAAGAAUAAAGAAGAAGAUCUAUUGAUUUUUCUUUAUAGAUUACAUACUUUGAAACUAGAACAACAACAAUGGCCAAGAAGAGUUUAGCAGAACAAUUGGCAGAGUUCACCAAACCUCAAACUGAUUUUGAUAUUGAAAAUAGUGAAUUAAAAGAUGAUGUGUUUGAAGAUGGUAGUGAUAAUGAAAUCAAUUCUGAUUUUUCAGAUGAUGAAACAUUAAGAAAAGAACAUUAUGUUGCUAGUUCAAAAUCUAAGAUUAGAAAAGAGAAUGAAAGUAUUGAAUUGGGUGGGAAGUAUUCCGGAAGUGUUACUAGUAGAGAUCGUUUAUAUGAUGAUGAUGAGGAAGAUGAUGAGGAUGAAGAAGAAGACGAUGAGGAGGAGGAAGAUGAAGAAGAAGAAGAAGAACAAGACGAUGAUGAUGACAAUAACGACAUAAAUGAAGAACUGGAUUCUGGCGUAUCACUUCUGAAUGAAUCUUCAGAUGAUGAAGAAGAUGAUGAAUCAGAUAAAGAAGAUGAAGAAUUAGGUGUCAAACGUGAUAAAAUCAAAGAAUUCAUGGCUAAAGAAGGAGUUCAUAUUGUAAAUAGAUUAUCUCAAUCCGCCACUAAUGAUUCUUUAAAAGGGUAUGCUAUUUCUCAACAACAUAAAUUCUUUGAUAAAAUAAUAGAUAGUCGAUUAAAGAUUCAAAAAUCAGUUAUUAAUUCAAAUUUACUUCCUCCAAAUUCAGAUAUUUUCAUAUCUCAAGAUUUAAAAACUAAACAUAGUGAAAAAUACUUACAAGAAGCUAAAAAUGAAUGUUUUGAACUUUUAGAUACUAUCUUAUCAUUAAGAAAAGCUAUGUAUAAGAGAGAUAACGUUACAACUGAAUCCAUAGUCAAGAAACCUAAAAAGAGAACCUUCCAAGAAUAUUCAAAUACCACUAAUGCAUUAGAUUUAAAAUUAAAUAAAUAUAGAUCAAACGUAUUAGUGAAAUGGUCUGCUAAAGUUCAAAAUUCAUCAGGUUCAUCAGCUAUAAAUGCUGGGAAAUUCAAAUUCAUAAAUCAAUCAUUUGAAGAACAAGUUAAGAAUAAUUUAAGUGAUAUGGAUAGAUUAGUGAAAAGAACAAAAUUGAAUAGACGUAAGGUUGUCCCAUUAGGAUAUGAAUAUUAUCAACAACAAAAACAAGAUAAUGGAGAAAACAAUGAUCAAGAAGAUGAUGAUGAAGACGUCAAUCCUGAUCUUCCUAAAAAUAGUAAUAAUGAAUCCAAAGAACAAGCCCUUGGAGAAAUUGAUGAAAUAUUCGAUGAUGAAGAUUUUUAUCGUGUUUUACUUAAUGAUUUAGUUGAUAAGAAGAUUCAAUCCAGUAAUCCAGCAGCCGGUAUGACUUUAAGUAUAAGAAGUGCUCAAAAAGCGCAAAAAUUUAAAAAGAAUGUUGAUACUAAAGCUUCAAAAGGUCGUAAAUUAAAAUAUCAAGUUCAAGAACAAAUUGCAAAUUUUGAAAGUUCAAAACGAAAUUGGAAAUGGGAUGAUAAUCAAAUUGAUGAAUUCUUUGCUUCAUUAUUAGGUCAAAAGGUUAAUAUGAAUGAAAUUGAUGAAGAGGAAGAACAAGAUCAAGUUCAAAAUGGUGAUAAUGGAUCUGAUUAUGAUGAUAUAGUAGCUGGUGAAGAUUCCAUUAAGUUAUUCGGUUAGUUAAUAUACAUUUACAUAUAUAGCAUAAAAAGGUUUAUAGACUAAUUAAUUUAAAAUUUUGCAUUUUACUUUACAUU
This is a messenger RNA of Scheffersomyces coipomensis, 1947 nucleotides long. Its product is annotated as rRNA-processing protein. The record is from RefSeq and is a predicted model, not a curated record. Gene Ontology annotation, cellular component: nucleolus; nucleus. Lineage: Eukaryota; Fungi; Ascomycota; Pichiomycetes; Serinales; Debaryomycetaceae. The transcript has a single exon. Gene Ontology annotation, biological process: maturation of SSU-rRNA from tricistronic rRNA transcript (SSU-rRNA, 5.8S rRNA, LSU-rRNA). The coding region runs from base 272 to 1870 and encodes 532 amino acids.